AUGGUUUCUGUAAAUGAUACAAAUUUUUGGAUUGGUGCUAAAACUCAUCGAAACGGUUCGCAUAUUUACUAUUGGCCGGGUGGUGAAAACGUUGUGUAUAGCCACUGGGGAGGAGCCAUAGCCGGACAACCGGACGAUAGACGUCUUGGCAACCAAAAUUGUGUAUUUCUAAAUAACCGUGACCGGUACUUCUGGCAUGAUGACGAAUGUAGUGAACUGAAGACCGGUUUUAUCUGCGAAAUUUGGAAUGUCACCAGUGGCCAAAAGCAUUCUAAGUGUAUAAGCAAGGUAUUUGAAGGCUACACGUACGAUCCGUUCAACGAUUUCUGUGUGAAACUCCACUUUGACGACCAUAUUCACCAUUACACACAAGCAAUGGCCAAGGACGCGUGUAAAAAAGAUGGCGCCUCUCUUGUUACAUUAGAUAAUGAAUCAAAGAUGGACUAUAUUUUGCAAAACAUAUUUUCAAAUAGGCAAAAUGCUACGGAUUAUUGGAUUGGUGCAGAAGACAUACAUAAUAACAGUGAGUUUUAUUGGUCAACUGGACAAAAGAUUGCCUAUUCUCACUGGGGAGGACCUGCAUGGGCUGAUAACCUAACACAACCAGAUGAACUGUAUGGCGCUAUAAAUCGAAGAUGUGUUUACCUGAAUCAUGAACAUAACUAUACCUGGUUCGACAGAGAUUGCUCAUCACAUUUGACCGGAUAUAUUUGUCAGUACUUUGGCAACAAUUCUGGGGAAGUAUCACUUACAGACUGCACGUCCAGAUUAAGUAAGGGUUACUCAUACGACAGCUCGUCUAACUUCUGCAUCUCCAUUCACAAAGGAGAAAAUGUAACAAGAUCCCAGGCGCGACAACGCUGCUCCAUGGACAAGUCCACCGACCUCGUUGUAAUUGACAACAAUCAGAAAAUGGACUAUAUAUCAAAAUUACUUGGAGACAGUGCUGCAGAUUUCUGGAUCGGAGGAUUGGAUACGUUUCAUAAUGCUACUUUUUACUGGGAACCAGUCAACAAAGUAUUCAAUUAUACAAACUGGUUUACCGGGAUACAACCCUUGCCAAGUGACUGUGCAUUCCUGGACUACCAAAACAAAUACUUCUGGAGUACAACAUCAUGUUCCCGUCCAAUAAACGGAUAUAUAUGUCAGAUUUCGGAGAAGUCAAUCAAAUCACCGGCUUGUGAUACCAGUGGUGGUUACAAAAAUAUUGCGGCUAACGAGAACUAUGUUAUGUGUGUGAAACUGCAUACAGAAUCAGUGCAUCGAAGUGAAGCACAACAAAUAUGUGCUGGCGAAGGAGCAGUUUUAAUUUCCUUGGACACAGAUGAAAAGCUUCAUCAAUUACGUUACUUUUUAUCGCAAAACAACAGCACUCGACAUCAAUCCCUGGUUACAUGGACUGGAGGGAGAAGAAAUGGUACCAAUUUCUAUUACCCGAACGGUGUGAUCUCCCCUCUCCCUCUGUUCUGCGCAAAACAUCUAGGAACCUGCGAAUGUACUUACACAAGUAUAAGCAAGCAACUGAAUAUGCAUGCACAUACUAUAAAGUGUAACAAUUCUAAAUCACACAGUUUCAUGUGUGAAAGAACAUUUGCGCAUGGUGCAAUGGCUUGAUAUUUAAUGUACAAUCUUGAAAAAAAUAUUGUUAAAGUUCGGUUAAGUUUGUGUGUAUUUUAUGCGCAGCAAAACAUAUGCACGAUUGUUAUGUUUCCGUACCAAAGCUUACAAGUACAUAAUAGUUUUAACUCCGUCUCUUUUUUGAGAACGUCCUCUGUGAUUAUUUGUAGUAGAAAUGGAUCUGUAUAUACGUAAAUAAAAU
This is a messenger RNA of Mercenaria mercenaria, 1819 nucleotides long. Its product is annotated as secretory phospholipase A2 receptor-like. The coding region runs from base 1 to 1614 and encodes 537 amino acids. Lineage: Eukaryota; Metazoa; Mollusca; Bivalvia; Venerida; Veneridae. The transcript has 8 exons. Gene Ontology annotation, molecular function: signaling receptor activity. The record is from RefSeq and is a predicted model, not a curated record.